Molecule: messenger RNA, 2942 nt
Organism: Zingiber officinale
Lineage: Eukaryota; Viridiplantae; Streptophyta; Magnoliopsida; Zingiberales; Zingiberaceae
Product: probable LRR receptor-like serine/threonine-protein kinase At1g05700
Exons: 12
Coding region: 28-2127 (699 amino acids)
Biological process (GO): protein phosphorylation
Molecular function (GO): protein binding; protein kinase activity; ATP binding
Source: RefSeq, a predicted model, not a curated record
GAUCAGCUUGCACAAAAUUAAGGCACGAUGAGCUGCAUAAUUGUCUCAUCAAUCCCUUUGAUCUUCUGCUUCAUCAUGUUGGGAAUUACAUGCACUGUUAUCGAUACAGUUGGUGGCCAACCAUCGUAUUCUGGGUUCAUAAGCAUUGACUGUGGCAUCAGCAGCGACUCCACUUACAUUGACUCAAUUACGAGCAUUCCAUACGUAUCCGAUGACCAAUUCAUAAACACGGGGGUGAAGGCCAACAUCUCCUCGAAUUACAUCACUUCCGCUCUCGAGAGGCAGCUGUCUACCCUUCGAAGCUUUCCUGAUGGCUCUCGCAAUUGCUACUUGUUGAAUGUGACGCAGGGAGAAAAAUAUCUGGUGAGGGCCAGCUUGAUGUACGGGAACUACGACGGCCAAAACCGAGCGAGUGUCGAAAACCCAUUGCUGUUUGAUCUCUACUUGGAUUACAACCUUUGGAGGAUCGUGAAGAUCACCGAUGCAGCUGAGGUUCACCGGCCGGAGUCCAUUUUUGUGGCUUCCGCUGAUACUGUGUCGGUCUGCCUGAUCAAAAGUGGAACAGGGAUCCCAUUCAUCUCUGCGUUGGAGCUGAGGCUGUUCGACAGGAACUUGGAUCCAUAUACCAACGAAACUCAAACUGUGGCACUAACAUAUAGAUACAACGUGAUGCCUACGACAAAUAGAAGCAUAAGGUUUCCAGAUGACAUUUACGAUCGUAUCUGGGAGCCAUUCACUUGGCACUCCGACUGGAACAUGAUAUCCACCACCAGCUCUGUGAGAUCCAAUUUUGGAAACUACUUCAAGCCACCGUCAGCCGUCAUGCAGACCGCUGCAACCCCGACUAACUCCUCGCACUUGCUCUUUCAAUUUGACUAUGUGAACAUGGGCGCCCUCGUGAACCAAUUCUAUUUCGUUUUCCACUUUUCAGAGCUCGUACCAAACACCACUCGAGCGUUCAACAUAGACCUGAAUGGCAACUACUGGUUCAAGAACUGCAGCCCACCCUACCUCGUUGCAACCUUCGUAUGCAGCGCUGUACCCGAUAGUGAUAGCCUUCACUACCAAUGGUCACUUGACUCCUCCGGCGUCUCUCAACUUCCCCCAAUUCUCAACGCCCUUGAAGUCUUCACGCCCAUAUAUCACACAAACGUGCCCACUGACUCUGGCGACGUUGAUGCAAUUACUACGAUCAUGGGACGAUAUCAACUCGAGAAAAAUUGGAUUGGCGAUCCUUGUGCUCCCAAAGAAUAUGCUUGGGAUGGUUUGAGCUGUAGCUACAAUUCCAACUCAACGAAUAUUGAGACAGUAAUCCUGUCGUCUAAUGCACUGACCGGUGUCAUUUCCGAUGAUUUUGGCAUGUUCAAACAAAUCAAAUAUUUGGACUUGUCGCACAACAACCUCACAGGAAAAAUCCCUAAUGUUCUAGGAACUUUGUCAUCGCUCCGGGUAUUAAAUUUGUCAGGCAACAACCUUAGUGGAUCAGUUCCUGAUUCUUUGCUUCAAAAGUCACUAAAUGAAUCCCUGAUACUGAUUCUUGAAGACAAUCCAAAUCUAACUUGCACCAACGGAACUCCAUGUAAACUGACAGCGGAGAUUGGAAAGGCAAAGAAGAUUCCAAUUCUUGUUAUUGUGAUGACUGUUUGUGUAGUUGUGAUCGUAGUGUUCUUGCUCGUAUUCUUUUUUGUCCGACGAAGAAAGGCAAAAUCAACUGGUGGCACUUUAAAACUGAAGGCGCGACCAUUCACAUACCUGGAAUUGAAGAAAGUAACCAAUAACUUUGAAAAUCUUAUUGGCAAGGGUGGGUUUGGCAAUGUCUACCGUGGUUCCUUGAGUGAUGGUACUCCAGUUGCAGUCAAGGCACGUUCCCAAUCAUCAGAACAAGGGACUAAACAAUAUUUUGCUGAGGUUCAACAUUUGAUAAGGAUUCAUCACAAGCAUCUAGUUUCCAUUCAUGGUUACUGUAUGGAAGGGAAUUAUAUGGCACUUGUCUAUGAAUACAUGGCCAAUGGAAACCUAAACGAUCACAUCAUAGGUAAAACUGUUAGCGACAUUACAUCGGACUGGAAAAAGCGCCUACAAAUUGUCAUUGAAGCCGCACGAGGUUUGGUAGCAAUAAAGGAUUAGAGUAUUUGCAUCAUGGCUGCACACCACCACUGGUGCAUAGAGAUGUGAAGUCUACAAGCAUCCUCUUGAAUGAAAAACUAGAGGCCAAGAUUGCAGAUUUUGGACUAUCCAAGGCCAUCCAAAACGAUACUAGUAAUGUGAGAACUGCUGAUUCCCUACUGUCCAGGGGCAUCCAAUAUGGUGUUACUAAUACCACGGCAUCAGACGUGGCUGGAACCCCAGGAUAUGUCGAUCCGGAGUAUUGUUCGACCCUAGAAUAUAGCGAGAAGAGUGAUGUAUUUAGCUUUGGGGUGGUCCUCCUGGAGCUCAUCACAGGUCAACCUCCAAUUCUGAAAGCUGUGCCAGAUGGAAUGUCUUAUAUAGUUAAUCGAAUGCAUGAAAUGCUCAGGAGGGGGAACAUUGAUGCCAUUAUAGAUUCAAGGCUACAAAACAUUUACGAUAUCAAUUCUGUUCGGCGAACUGCCGAUCUAGCACUUCAAUGCACAUCUGACGUCCCCAGUGAGAGGCCAACCAUGACGGAGGUCAUAACUGAGCUGAAUGAGAGCUUGAAAUUGCAAACGUCUCAUGAAAGGACCAUUAACUUUGAGAGCAAUGAUAGCCUCCAGACCAGAACCAAUGAGAUUAGCCAAAGUUCUGCUCCAGAAAUAGAAGAAUUUUCAUCUCUAUCGGCAAGAUAAGACUUCUCCAAAUCAUCGUCCUUGAUUAUGAUCAAGAACUUUUAUGGAUUAAGAAUAUGGUUUAGUUAGAUAGUUCUUCUAUAUAUGUAAGUUAACAAUCUUUUCAGCAGGUUAUAAUUUCCCAACGAAUUUUGAUUA